Trichomonas vaginalis G3 is the source of this 1035-nucleotide messenger RNA. RefSeq names its product activation of GTPase protein. The record is from RefSeq and is a predicted model, not a curated record. The coding region runs from base 1 to 1035 and encodes 344 amino acids. The transcript has a single exon. NCBI's taxonomy places the organism in Eukaryota, Parabasalia, Trichomonadida, Trichomonadidae.
AUGAGUGAAAGUAUUCCUUUUAUUGAUGAAUAUGGAUUCUGCAAUCAAUGGUCCCAAAAACUUAUUGACGAAUAUGUAAGUGAGCGUGCCACUCGCGAACAAAAACAAAGUGACGUUUGGACAAAUUAUAUUAAAAGUGCAGGCGGAAUAGAGAAAAUCUAUGUAAAAUCUUCAAAAUUCAAAAAGUUAAUUCGUGCAGGAAUUCCUCAAGGAUUAAGACCUAUGAUUUGGGGUCAAAUCCUUGGACUCGAAGAAAAAAUCUCAAAAUCUAACGAUAUUUAUCACAGAUCAUAUAAAAUGGUUGAAGUUGUUCCCAAAAAUUAUCGUGAUAUUAUUGAAAAUGAUCUCAAAAGAACUUUUAAUGAUGCAGAAAAUUUAUCCAAAGAUAUUUUGCGUAAAAUCUUGAUUGCUUUUGCAGUAACUCAUCCUGAAAUUGGUUACUGCCAAUCUCUCAAUUUUAUUGCGGCUUUAUUACUAGUUGUAUUGGGUGAUGAACCAGCCUACCAUGCUCUAUGCACAAUCGUUGAAGACUUCUUACCAGCAGAUUACUACACUGCAGGAAUGCACGGAUUUCGUGUUGAUUUGCAAUUAUUCAAUUCAAUUUUACACGAAAGAACUCCAGAAGUCUGGAAACACGCAACAAAGCUCCACCACGAAUGGAUGCUUACAGCCUCCGGUUGGCUUCUUACAGUUUUCUCCAAUUCAUUUCCAAUUCCUACCGUCCUUAGAAUCUGGGAUUCAUUCCUUGUCGAAGGUCCCAAGAUCAUCUACAGAGUUGCCGUUGGCUUUUUGAGGAUUCACCAAGAAGAAUUCCUCAAAGCUCAGAAAUUAAGUCAGUUUACGAAUCUCCUCUCUAACUGCGAGAAGAAUAUGAUCGAUCAAGACCAAUUAAUGGAAAUGGCCUUUGGAUUGAGAGCUUUCUCUCGAAAUCAUCUUAUCGAGCAGAGAGUUGUCGCUGAAAGAAUCGUUGACACUGGUGUAGGAGAACAGCAGACUACACUCCUCCAUGAAAUGUUCGGAAAAUUCAACAUGUAA